This is a messenger RNA of Nerophis ophidion (straightnose pipefish), 2854 nucleotides long. It is a transcript of the gene gle1, whose product is annotated as GLE1 RNA export mediator. Gene Ontology annotation, molecular function: translation initiation factor binding; inositol hexakisphosphate binding; phospholipid binding. The coding region runs from base 110 to 2794 and encodes 894 amino acids. Gene Ontology annotation, cellular component: cytoplasm; nuclear pore cytoplasmic filaments; nuclear pore. The transcript has 18 exons. The record is from RefSeq and is a predicted model, not a curated record. Gene Ontology annotation, biological process: regulation of translational termination; poly(A)+ mRNA export from nucleus; regulation of translational initiation. NCBI's taxonomy places the organism in Eukaryota, Metazoa, Chordata, Actinopteri, Syngnathiformes, Syngnathidae.
UAAAAAACGGCAAAAUAGAAGAAGAUACAACUUAUCUCUCGCGGAUACACGACGUCUGCCUGCUUUUUCACCUUUUAUUUGUCUUUUGACACCCUUUACGUCGUUCCACAUGUCCAGCAAGCGUCAACGUUGGGAAACUUUGGAUGCGCUCAAAAAGUCGCCGAAGGGAAAUAUCAACUUUGAUCUUUUUUGGUCGGAGAGGGGUGAGGAUAUUUUGGCCGGUUAUGAGGAGAUGCUCAGCCUGUCCGCUGAGGCUGGAGAGAUCCUGAAAAAUCUCUGGUCCGAAUCCCCUCAGAAGUGUGCUCUUUUGGAGUCCAGUCCUGGGCUCGCUGCCUCCAGUCGACAGUGUGAUGACGCCACUGGCGAAAACAACACGGUGUCUGUAGCGGACGAACAAAAACAGGAUAUUUUGGCCGGUUAUGAGGAGAUGCUCAGCCUGUCCGCUGAGGCUGGAGAGAUCCUGAAAAAUCUCUGGUCCGAAUCCCCUCAGAAGUGUGCUCUUUUGGAGUCCAGUCCUGGGCUCGCUGCCUCCAGCCGACAGGUUGGUGACGCCACUGGCGAAGACAACACGGUGUCUGUAGCGGCCGAACAAAAACAGGAUAUUUUGGCCGGUUAUGAGGAGAUGCUCAACCUGUCCGUUGAGGCUGGAGAGAUCCUGAAAAAUCUCUGGUCCGAAUCCCCUCAGAAGUGUGCUCUUUUGAGUCGGUCCAGUCCCGGGCUCGCUGCCUCCAGCCGACAGGUUGGUGACGCCACUGGCGAAGACAACACGGUGUCUGUAGCGGCCGAACAAAAACAGGAUAUUUUGGCCGGUUAUGAGGAGAUGCUCAGCCUGUCCGCUGAGGCUGGAGAGAUCCUGAAAAAUCUCUGGUCCGAAUCCCCUCAGAAGUGUGCUCUUUUGGAGUCCAGUCCUGGGCUCGCUGCCUCCAGCCGACAGGUUGGUGACGCCACUGGCGAAGACAACACGGUGUCUGUAGCGGCCGAACAAAAACAGAUCGCAAGCGAGAGCGAGCAGAAUGUGGAGGAAAGUUCCACGCCUCCGCCGACCGUCUCCCUACGCUCCUUUGAAGCCAGGGUAAUUGCUGGACAAAUCUCCCAGUAUGAAGAGGCUUACCGUCAAAAAGCAAGGAUCAUUUUCAGAGGGCAUCAGCAGAAGAUGGAGGACAUGGUAACUCAGCUGGCAAACGCCCAGUUGGAGCAGAUGAAACGCUACGAAGAGCGAAUGGAGUUGAAGCGGAGGCAGGAGUACCAGCGCAUAAGUGACAUGAUGGAACAAGAAACCAAAGAGAGCAUUGGCCGUCAGGAGAAGCUCAAGGAAGAGCAGCGCCACAGACUGAAGAUCCUCAACCUCCGCGUGAGGGAGGCGGAGCAGCAGCGUCUAAGGGAGGCGGAGCUGGAGCGACAGCGGCAGACCGAAGGCAAAGAGCGGCUGCGGAACCUCAACUCCAUUCAAGAGGAGAUCCUGCAGCUCAACCAGCUUCUAGAGUCCUCCACCCAGAACAAGACCACGGCGCACCCAAGCAGCGUCGGCAAGUACAACACCCGUGGGAACCAGUUUUGCUCCCAGGUGUCCGAGGUGGUUCAAAAGACGGCGGAAGUACAGUAUCCCAGCGCGGAAGACAUGACCGUGGCAGAGCGUGCCCUCCACGAAAUGAGGGCGCUCAUCUCCUCGAUGCAGGAGGAAGCGGCCACAGCUCAAGAGGAGAUGAAGAAGAAGGAGCUGGAGAAGGAGGAGGAAGAAUCCCGUAGGAAGCUGUCAUUGCUGACGACUCAACAGGAAGCACAAAAGAAGGCAGAGCUUUCAGCCAAAGAGAAAACAAACAAGCACGGGCUGCAGAACAAUGCUGAAGACAGCACGUUGAAAUGGUACAAGGACUUGCAGGAGUCUCUGGAUCAGUGCGCUCAAAUAAUAGAACAGCUCAGCUCCUCACAGGACGACCAGACGAGGAGUGUGAAGUUGGACCUCCAGAGAGCCUCCACCAUCCCCGUCAGUCAAAUCUCCUUCAAUUCUGGAUCUCAUCUACAAGAAAUCUUUGGAACGCUCACCAAGCUGCUCUCUGGCCAGGCAGUGGUGCGUGGGGGCCAGUCCGUGUCCACCUCGCAGCACCCACAGGGCCUGGACUUUGUGUGUUACAAAAUGGCCGAGAAGUUUGUGAAACAAGGGGAGGCGGAGGUGGCGGCUCAUCACGAAGCGGCCUUCCCCAUCGGUGUGGUGGCGUCGGGUAUCUGGGAGCUGCACCCCCGAGUGGGCGAACUCAUGCUCGGACACCUGCACAAAAAAUGUCCGUACGCCGUUCCACAUUAUCCCGUGAUGAAGGAAGGCAUGUCUGUGGAGGAAUAUCAGAGAAUUCUUGGUUACCGAGUGGACGACUCCGGAGUCGAAGGUCAGGACAGUUUUCUCAAAAGUAUGUCUGGCAUGAUCCGCUUCUACGCAGCUGUGAUCCAGCUGAGGUGGCCCUUUGACUACAAGCAGGGGGCGUCCCCUCACGGUCUGAACCACGGCUGGCACUGGUUGGCACAGAUGCUGAACAUGGAGCCCAUUGCUGACAUCACGGCGACGCUGCUGUUCGACUUCCUCGAGGUUUGUGGUCACGCAUUGUUGAAAACCUAUCAGGGUCAGUUUUGGAAGCUGCUUCUGCUUUUAAAAGAGCAAUACAUGGCCAGGAUUGAAGCCGUCACAAGCAGUGGACAGAUGGGAUCAGUCUCCAGACUGAAAAACUUCCUGCAGCGUUCAGUGCAAGAACAACAAUUAAGUCCUCCCAAAGGCCAGCUGAGUGCCAUGUUUUGGAAGUCGUGAUUCUGGACAAGGAGCUUAUGUUUGUGUUGAGUUGGUAAAUAAAGUUCAGUUGUUUUUUCC